AUGGCGGUAUCCCAAACUCAACUUGAUCAUUUUUUGGACUUUAUAACGAGCACCCAUGUCAUCCAGGAUCUUCCCUUCGGGCAGAAAUCAAUAAAACUGUCAACAAAGGAAGUCAUUACAGUGCCUAAUGUUAUUCGUAUGAUGGUGCCAGAGUCCAUUGUCAAGCAGUACUUGGCUUAUUCAAGUGAAAGUGGCUUUACAACACUGAGCCGAAGUACACUCUUGAGAAUUCUCAAUGUCUGUUCUGCCUCUGUGAGAAAGUCUCUACAGGGUCUAGAUUAUAUAAGUUGUGCUGGUAGUCAAGCCUUCGACGAUCUCCAUGACGUAGUAAAUAGAUUGGGCGAUUCAUUUAUGGGAAUGACUUGGGCAAGGAAACAAAAGGAGCGGCUUAAGUCCGCAAAGCGUUAUCUAAAGAGCGACUUUAAG
Porites evermanni is the source of this 426-nucleotide messenger RNA. Lineage: Eukaryota; Metazoa; Cnidaria; Anthozoa; Scleractinia; Poritidae. The record is from the annotation of a GenBank genome assembly.